Molecule: messenger RNA, 947 nt
Organism: Lepisosteus oculatus (spotted gar)
Lineage: Eukaryota; Metazoa; Chordata; Actinopteri; Semionotiformes; Lepisosteidae
Source: RefSeq, a predicted model, not a curated record
AUUUGGAAGUUCUGGAGCGAGUUGUGAACGAGCCUGCCGGGGAGCGCGCCCCCACCCCACCUGUGCGCACCUGGCUCAGGUGUCCCGCGCAGGUCCAGAGAAAACUCUCCCUUUGGACGUCUGGGACGACUGAGCCAAGAUCCACAGUUCAGGAGCUGGGAGCUUCCCGACCCGCUGCAGACCUCGCAGAGGGAAGAGCCCGCGCUGCAUGUCUCCCGGCAGUGUGCGGCCCCGGCAUGCAGCACGAGCUGUGGCUGAAGGCGAAGCUGCAGGUCCUGGGCUCGCUGAAGCCGGUCAGCGCGAUGAGGGACGCGUCCAGCAAUCCCGACAGCGCGGGGGACGCCAGCGUUUGCGCCACCAAAGAGGAAGGUGUUGGUGCCGCAGGACCAAUCAGCUCUCUCGGCCCGAUCACGCCCACCAAACCUGCCAAUCCCAUCAAGGCCUCCAGGACCCACCAGGAACUCCACAAGGAGCUCCUCAUGGCGCACAGGAAUCUCAGGGGUCUGGGGGUGAGCAGCAAGCCGGAGCUGCAGCUGGUGCUGGAGAGGCGCCAGCGAGAGAGGACGCAGAGGGAGGCGGGCGAGCAGGGCCGGACCCCCCUGGAGCUGGAGCUGCUGCGGAGGCAGCAGAGGCAGCAGGAGGUGGAACGGCAGCGCGAGAACGAGCGAGAGGACACCCAGGUCCCCGAGCUUGUGAAAGUGAGACAGAACCUGAGGAAGACCGGUCCCAAGGAGCCCCCGGGCACCCAGGCCUGAAGAGCCGCCCGCCAGCCGCGCACUGGCGCAGAAUCUCCCGGCCCAGCCUGGCCAGUCUGAGCUCAGAUUCCCGGACUCCCGGACUCCCAGACUGAGACUCCCGGACUCCCAGACUGAGACACCCGGACACCCGGACUCCCGGACUCCCAGACUGAGACUCCCGGACUCCCAGACUCCCGGACUCCCAGACUC